Messenger RNA from Cryptococcus wingfieldii CBS 7118, 4173 nucleotides. RefSeq names its product cell division control protein 25. Gene Ontology annotation, biological process: Ras protein signal transduction; positive regulation of GTPase activity. Gene Ontology annotation, cellular component: plasma membrane. The coding region runs from base 1 to 4173 and encodes 1390 amino acids. The record is from RefSeq and is a predicted model, not a curated record. NCBI's taxonomy places the organism in Eukaryota, Fungi, Basidiomycota, Tremellomycetes, Tremellales, Cryptococcaceae. Gene Ontology annotation, molecular function: protein binding; guanyl-nucleotide exchange factor activity. The transcript has 6 exons.
AUGAGCGGCGCGCAACACGACAACGACAACGACUCGCACAGCGGGUGGGACGACGAGUACCAGGAUGCCUGGGUUCGCGCCAAGUUCGACUUUGACGCAUCAGACCGCGGUCAUCUCACUUUUCGGGCAGGCGAUAUCAUCCAGCUGCUGAGAAAGCUCGACACUGGGUGGUGGGAUGGCAUCCUUGAAGAUACCCGUGGAUGGUUUCCUUCGAAUUACGUCGAGGAGAUAUCGGCGGACGACUUGCACCAGUACUACGACGCUGGGCUCGGCUAUCCGUCACAACAAGAGUACGAAGAGGGCAACGCUGGAUUGGGCGGAGAUAGAAGAGGAGACGCGAUAAACGCGGAUGAUCUGCUGAGGGGGAGCUGGGGAGAUGACUGGGGGGGUGCAGGCCUCGAUCAGCUGGCACGGGAGAUGAUGGAGAACGACGAAGGAGGCGAGGAUGGCCUGGGGUUUAUGCUGGAGGCGCAGAGACGCAAGAACAGCAACAACGGCCUGGGCAUUGACUUGGAAGAGUUUGGAACCGGAGCGUCUGGCAGCCGUGACGAGACCGCUUUCAAGCCCACUCAGACAACCCGAGCAGCUCAGAAGGCGCCUGACACGACGCCUAGAGUGGAGCGUGAGGACGCUUGGAUUCCGUCUAUAACGCCUGAUGGACAAGUAUACUACCACAACACUCAGACGGGCGAGGACUCGUGGGAGCUGCCCAUGGACGAUGCGUACGAAGCAGAUGAUCCCUACGCCCAGACGGACGAACAAUUCUUUCACAACGUCCCAUCUUCUUUGCAGGAAGAUAUAUUCAAGAGGUCCGUGGAAGAUUCUGAGUCAGGCGAAUUUGCUGUGCCACACAGUCACGCCGACUUGCCCUACCCGUGGAUCGCCAAGCUUAGCGACGACGGCCGUGAAUGGUUCUUUCAUAAUCGGCUUACUGGCCAAUCGCAGCGCGAUCAGCCACAUAUUGGCGACGCAGAGAGCCUUGCCGAUAUGGGCCUUGGCUUGUCCCGCAUGUCUAUGAUUCAAGGACCCCCGGCGAUUCGCAAAUCCCUUCUUCUGCAACGCAGAACCGUCGAAGAUUGGCAAGUCAAAACUUGCGAUUCCCUCCGAGCAGUCACCCAGCCUCCAAAUCCGCCGACACUUGGUAUUCUUGUAGAAGUCAUCUAUGAUGCUCUUCGUGAAGUACUGGAAGCCACUGUCACAGGUUCGGCUGCAGAGGAAGAAAUGUCUCGCGCCAUUGACCUUGGAUCGGAAGUUGGCCUGAAUGCCGCAUUGGAUCGCGAAGAGGGAGCCAUUGAAGCUGUACAAGCGGGCUACCAGGCCACUCUGCAGUCUAUCCGAGACCUUUUGGCAUCUUUCGGCUAUGUCGGUCCUUUGGACCCGAUGGAAGAGCUUCCACGACCAGCGUGGACAAGCGACCUGGCCCUGGUGGGGUGUGUGGGUGUACUCGGCUCUGUUGUCCAUGCAGCUGUGACCUCCAAGCGUCAAGCAGAGUCUGGACUAUCCGUUUGGUCCGAAGUUUUGCGGGCUGCCACCAAGCUCAAGGACGUUGUCAGCAACUACUCAUCGCUGCUCUUUUCCGGCCAGCUUACUGCGGCUCAAAGAGACGAAAAGGAGGGUAAACGUGUGGAAGGCUGGCUAGGUUUCGACCCCCUAAGCCUGGGAGAAGCGUUGGGAGGGAAAUGGGGCUUCGGGAGAGAAGACAAGGGCUAUCGGGUCCUGGAUCAAGCAGCCGUUCUGGAUUGUCAAAAGGCAAGGGUCGAGUCUGAUGUCGCUCUCCAACACCUCGAAAACGUCUCUAGCGAAAACUUACAGACGGCGGUGCUUGAGGCUCUCAGAGUGGCGAAAUCGUUUGACAAGAUUGUUGCCGAGAUCGACAUCGCAAGCCAAGUGGAUGUCGAUGGAGAUGUGGGAGAUUGGCCGAAUGGGGGUGCGACGAGGGAGGAUGACCUGCAAGAGUAUGCGCACCUCGUUCACCAGGCCAGGCUCGCUUUGAUGGACCUGGAUCAAAGCACGAGAGAAGUCAACGAGUGGUCUGUGGCUAUCCUGAAUGCCUUGUCGGCUCAAAGAGGUAUAUCUGCGGAACUCGAGAGCCUGACAACCACUCUCACCACCGCUUUCCGCGCGCUGCCGACGCUCCUAAUCAUAUCGCGCGAACAACGUGCUGCCAACGAGCAAGGCCUCAUCCGCGGCCAAAUCGGCAUCAGGUCUCCAAAACAUAUCGCCACAUCUCAGCAUACCCGCUCGACCUCCCUUGCUUCAACCGCUUCUCGUGGGUCUCGACUGUCGGAUCUGGUUCGGCGCAAAGUCAGAGGUCUGGUGGACGAGCCAGAGAUUUAUGGCGAUGCUUAUGAAGCGCGGGAUCGCCCAAGCGAGAUGCCAUCCUCCGCUUCUCAGAGUCAGGCAUCUUUGAAUAACAAUUCUGGAACACGCCGUACAAGCGCUUCCAGUAGUGUGUCUUCCCUCACAUAUCAGCCCACCGAAAGCGACGGGACAAACUCGCAGAAGGGUAAUCGCUCGAGUAUCCUUCGUGCAUUUAGACGGGGCCGGGCCGGGUCGGACGCGCUCGAUGGUUCAGGAAAGCAGGCUCAGAAAGCCCCCUCGAAGAAAUUGGCCAAGCUGUUGGGCGAAGACAUGUCCGCGAUCCCUGUCGUCUCUGUGCCUCCACCACAAGGUCAGCAACAGCAAGGAGGUGGGCCGUUCAAUGUGGGCUUGCCGACUCAGCCAGAGACGCCGUGGUACAUGAUGGAUGAUUACGUGCCCGGAGAAAUCAUCUUUGAUGAUAAGGGGGCAGUGAAAGCGGGCACAUUGAGGGCUUUGGUUGUGCGUUUAACAUCACACAGUAUCACGGAUACGCCAUUCUUCCAGGCCUUCCUCCUCACAUUCAGAUCAUUCACCGAUCCAACAGAGCUUUUUGAACACCUCGCAGACCGGUACUACCUUCCUACUCCAGAGUCUCUUGUACCCGAGCAGUACGACGAAUGGAAGAAUAAGAAGAAGUGGUACAUCCAAUUGAGGGUUGUCAAUGCUUUGAGGCAAUGGCUGGACAAGCACUUUGUCAGAGAGGCAGAUGAGGAGAUUCUGGACAAGGUGGAAUACCUGGCUUUGAAGAUGCCAGGGGAGGACACAAAGGCGGAAUUGAUGUCGAAGCAAUUACUGCAACUUGUUGCCAAGCGCCGUCAAGGCGACCCAGAGCAGAUAUUCCCCGGCACAUCCGGAUCCCUUCUCUCUCCUCCGGCUCCUCUCGUCCCGCGAGUCUCUGGCCGACCGCUCCGAAUUACAGACAUCAACCCCAUCGAAAUCGCUCGCCAAUUGACAAUCAUUGAGUUUGCCAUGUUCCAGAAGAUCAAGCCAUCCGAAUUCUUGUCGAAAGUCUAUCAAGAUGAGCAGAAGAGCAUGCUGUUGGCGCCAAAUAUUCGAAAGGUCAUCUUUACGGCGAAUGUGUUGGCGGGAUGGAUCUCUAUGAGUAUUCUGGCACACAAGGAUCCGAGGGCAAGAGGGGCUGUCUGGAAGCACUGGGUGCAAAUUGGUGUCGAAUGUCGAAACCUGAACAACUUUUCGUCAUUGGCAGCCAUCACUGCUGGUCUCAAUUCUGCGCCCAUCGCGCGUCUGCGGCGGACCAGGGAGCAUGUCAGCCAGAAAGUUCUGGCUACCAAGGCGGAUAUCGACAGGAAUAUGGAUUCGUCAAGAAACUUUUCCAACUACAAGGACAUGCUGAAGACCGUCAACCCGCCUUGCGUACCGUUUUUGGGUUUCUACCUUACUGCUUUGGUCUUUAUCGAAGACGGUAACAAGUCCUUUAUCAAACCUGGCGCUCCCACACGAGGCAACGCUGUGCCUCCCUCCAACUCCUCCUCUUCCAUAUCCGCCCUGGCCAGCGGUCAACCGCCAAAUGCUAACCCUACUAGCGAAGAGACCGUCAUCCCCACCAAACCACUCAUCAACUUUUUCAAGCGGUCCAUGUCUGCCGAGAUCCUGCGCGAUAUCGCCCAAUACCAAUCACAACCAUACAGGCUGGCGAGGAGUAGGGUUGUGCAGGAUUUCAUGAACGCAGAGUUUGAGCGGGUGCAUGACGCCCCAGAUGCGUGGGAGCUGAGUCAGGAGCUGGAGCCAAAGGAGAAAGAUGAUGAGAGAAUAACGAGAAUGCUGCACGAUUCUGUAAGUGGAGACCAUUGA